GCAUUUUUAGUUUUUUAAAGUCUAGCAACACUGAAGCAUUUCAAAUAACAAUUAAAAAUACGUCGACGUCACUUUGAACUCGUCCUAAAUCACUGGUGGAAAAUUAAAAAUCGCAGUUUUGCUACAUUUUAAACGUUUUAACUAUAAGUAUUAAACAUGAGUGCGAUAUUCAACUUUCAAAGUUUGCUGUCGGUGAUUCUUCUGGCCAUCUGCACCUGUGCAUAUCUGCGAUCCCUGUUUCCCUCGUUCAUCGAUAGAAAUAAGACCGGAAUGAUGGGAAUAUUUUGGAAGCUGGCCCGGAUCGGCGAACGGAAAUCCCCUUGGGUGGCGCUGGCUUGCGUAUUGAUGGCGGCCUCGAUACUGUUCUACACGUAACCGUAAGUCCUCAAAGAUUAUGAUUAUACAAAUAAAUUAUUCUUUAUUA
Molecule: messenger RNA, 424 nt
Organism: Aedes aegypti (yellow fever mosquito)
Lineage: Eukaryota; Metazoa; Arthropoda; Insecta; Diptera; Culicidae
Gene: ksh
Product: protein kish
Exons: 3
Coding region: 157-375 (72 amino acids)
Biological process (GO): intracellular transport; protein secretion
Source: RefSeq, a predicted model, not a curated record